Panicum virgatum (switchgrass) is the source of this 1642-nucleotide messenger RNA. RefSeq names its product E3 ubiquitin-protein ligase SINAT5-like. The record is from RefSeq and is a predicted model, not a curated record. Gene Ontology annotation, biological process: ubiquitin-dependent protein catabolic process; multicellular organism development. The coding region runs from base 287 to 1324 and encodes 345 amino acids. NCBI's taxonomy places the organism in Eukaryota, Viridiplantae, Streptophyta, Magnoliopsida, Poales, Poaceae. Gene Ontology annotation, cellular component: cytoplasm. The transcript has 3 exons. Gene Ontology annotation, molecular function: protein binding; zinc ion binding; ubiquitin protein ligase activity.
AAAGGGCCGGCGUGUACUGCCCCACCCGCAGCCAGUGCCAUCAGCCCAUCACGCCACCCGCGCCGACCCCACCACACACAUCCCCCUCUCCUCUCUUCUCCUCGCCCCUCACCAUUCUCCCCCAAUUCCCUUCGCCGCCCGCCCGCUCCCUUCCCCUCCCCCUCGCAGCCCGCGCCCGCUGAGUUCCAAGCCCUAGGCGGGCGGAGCGGCCUGUUCGGGGACCCGCCGAGCCCGCGGGGGGGAGAGGCGGGAGAGCGAGAUUCGGCCCGAUCUGCGGCGGGCCGCCAUGGAGCUGGACAGCAUCGAGUGCGUGUCCUACUCCGACGGCAUGGAGGACGACGACGACGCCGCGGCCGUCUCCUCCGCGCAGCUCCUGCGCCCCUUCCUCAAGUCCGCCUCCUCCGCCGGCAGCGCCGCCGCCGCCGCGGCCGUCAACGUGGUCGUCGUCUCCGACCGCGCCGGGGCCGCGGGGCCGCCCGGGGCCGGCCCGCUGGUCAUAUCGCCGGCCACGGGCGUGCACGAGCUGCUCGAGUGCCCCGUCUGCACCAACUCCAUGUACCCGCCCAUCCACCAGUGCCAAAAUGGUCAUACUCUAUGUUCCACCUGCAAAACUCGGGUGCACAACCGCUGUCCAACCUGUCGACAGGAGCUUGGUGACAUCAGGUGUCUGGCAUUAGAAAAAGUGGCUGAAUCACUUGAGCUGCCCUGCAAAUACUACUCUCUUGGUUGUCCAGAGGUCUUCCCAUACUACAGCAAACUCAAGCAUGAAUCACAAUGCAAUUUUAGGCCAUACAACUGCCCAUAUGCAGGUUCUGAAUGCUCAGUUGUAGGGGAUAUUCCCUUUCUUGUCACUCAUCUACGGGAUGAUCAUAAAGUGGAUAUGCACUCUGGAUGUACAUUUAAUCACCGCUAUGUCAAGUCCAACCCAAGAGAGGUUGAAAAUGCAACCUGGAUGCUAACUGUUUUUCAUUGUUUCGGGCAGUACUUUUGCUUGCACUUCGAGGCCUUCCAGCUUGGAAUGGCACCAGUAUACAUGGCUUUCCUCCGGUUUAUGGGCGAUGAAAAUGAUGCUAGGAACUACAGCUAUAGCCUUGAGGUUGGGGCAAAUGGAAGGAAGAUGAUAUGGGAGGGCACUCCCCGCAGCAUUCGAGACAGUCACAGGAAGGUCAGGGACAGCCAUGAUGGUCUGAUAAUUCAGCGAAACAUGUCUCUCUUCUUCUCAGGUGGAGACAGGAAAGAGUUGAAACUGCGAGUCACAGGUCGUAUCUGGAAGGAACAGCAGAAUCCUGACUCAGGAGCCUGCAUUCCCAAUCUAUUCAGCUGAAUCCAGUAACAAGAAUGGAUCCAGGUGUAUAUUGAUAACGGCGGAUGUGCUUGUGUGUCUCUAUGAUUUGUGUUUUGUUAUUUUCGUUGUCCUGCCAAGCUGCCAUUGCGGCCUGCCCUAAAUUAGUUAGGGCAUAUUGUUACGAUCAUGAAAAUACUGAGUGCCUUCUGUAAGGUCUCAUGAAUCACAUGUUUAGCAUUUUUCUCGAUGCAUUGGUGUAUCCCGUGUCAUUUUGAGAUGAAGGAUACAGCUUCUGCUGCUAUGUUUGUUUUGCUGUAUUCUGUCUGGAAAUAAACUGUUGAACAUUAACUGGUAGUA